AUGGUGGUUCAACCCCCGGCGGGCGUCACAGCAACACAGACGGGCCGGGGCACAGCGAGGGUGACAUGGCAGCCGGUGACGGACGUCCUGAUGUACUAUGUAACCAUUCGGGACACUGAGGACCCCAACAGCAGACCGUCUGCCUACAACGUGACAGACACCACGCUGGACAUUCAAGGCAUCCUCCCAUGUUCCACCUACCUGAUAUCAGUGUCCUCAUACAGCAAGUUCCUGGUGCCGAGCGAGCCAGCAGACUACACAUACACCACCAACAAGUUGACACCGGUUUCAUCAGUAUCGGUGGUCUACACCUGCACCACUCACUCUGUCAUGGUGUAUUGGUCGGCUGUGUUCGGUGCCGACUCUUACAAGGCCACGGCGAUCACCGAAAACGGCACACGGCUGAUGUGCAGCAGCCAGAGCACCAGCUGUCAGAUCCCCAACCUGAGCUGUGGUCAAAACUACGUGGUGCAUGUGACGCCCAUAUCAGAGGGGUGCAAGAACAUGGUGAACACCACCUGGGCCACAUUUCAGACCGUCCCCUGUCCUCCCAAGAAGCUGGAGUUGUUGCGAGACUGUUCCAGCGAAGUCAUCAUCUUUUCCUGGGAGCACACAAACAACACAGAUCACUACAUGGCCAAGGCCGUGGACUCUCAGGGAGUAGUUCAGGAGUGUCUGACUGAAGACAACUCCUGUUAUUUUACACACACAGUGUGUGGACGACACUAUUACUUCACAGUCUACUCCAUCACAGGACAGUGCAGAAGCCAGAUUAGCUCUACUGUUGACAUUCGCACAGCACCCUGUAUUCCCCAGAAUGUGCAAACUUCAGCCAACUGCAACUCUAAUGUUCUGCUCAGCAAGUGGGACCUCGCUGAGGGGGCACUGCGCUACACUGUGGAGGCUUUUGGCAACAGAGGAAAUAACAGCCGCUACAACUGCACCUCACUGUCCAACAGCUGCGCUAUAGAAGGCAUCCAGUGCGGGGAUUACUUGACAAUCUACAUCACAGCUUUUGAUGAUGAGUGUGCAAGUCCAAAGACACUGGGGCCUGUAGCUGAGACAGUCCCAUGUACUCCUCAGAGCCCAGCAGCAGUUAAGGAAUGUGGAGCCGACGCCAUCACAAUGACCUGGAACAUGUCCGGCAGUGCGCUUUUCUACGUCGCCAUGGCGAAGGACAGUGAUGGCGUCAUUCACAGCUGUAACUCCAUGGAUUCGACCUGUAAGAUUGAGGGCUUGAAGUGCAGCACCAACUACACAGCGUACGUCAUCGCCUCCAACUUCAUGUGCAACAGCACUGAGAGCGAGGCGGUCACCAUAGAGACAGCUGCAUGCCCUCCCGAUCACGUCUCGGCCUCCCUGGACUGUGCAGCCAAUGAGGCAAUGAUUUCCUGGCGUGGCCAAACCAACUUGAACUCCUACACCGCCACCAUUGUGGAUGAAAAUCAAGGGCUUCUCAGCUGCAGCUCCACUACAACCAGCUGCAGGAUACCCAACCUGAAAUGUGGGCAGCUCUACACUGUAACUGUCUGCCACCACGACGGCAUCUGCCCCAGCAUGCCCUCUGAGGCCAUCUACAUGGAGUCUGUUCCAUGUGGGCCCCAUGUGGACUCCCACUUAGACUGCCAGUCACAGGUACUGACCAUUGGUUGGAACGCGUCACGUAAAGCGGAAGGCUACAUGACUGUGAUCUCAGAUGGCACCAAGCAGAUGUCUUACAACACCACAAAGCCUUCGUUGAGUGUUAAAACACUGGAGUGUGGACGGGAUUACACCGUGAAAGUGAUGUCCGUCAACGACACCUGCGUCAGUCAUCCCACAGUGAUACCUGUCCGGCAAACACCAUGCGUGCCAUCUAAUGUGGUGGCAAAGAGAAACUGUGGCCAGAGCUUUAUGGAUGUAACGUGGAACGCAAGCCGUGGCGCCCUAUACUACCAAGUAUCUGCAUUAGAUAAAGUUGGCGGUCAGUUGCUGUGCUCUUCCAAUGAGACAUCAUGCAGGCUGGAGGGCCUCAUGUGCAGCCAGGUUUACAGUGUUGGCGUGUCUGCCUCGGACAACAACUGCACCAGCAACGAGAGCUCUGCCGUGACAGUACGGACAGGGCCCUGCCCUCCCUCUCAGCUGAACGCCUCAGUGAACUGUGCCAAUAACUCUGCCAUGUUAACCUGGAACAGCAGCCCUAACGCAGCGUCCUACACCGGCAAGGCAGUGAGCACAGACGGACACAAUGUGACCUGUGAUGCAGGAACGAACCUCGGUUGCCAGUUAAAGGGUCUGCAGUGUGGCAAGAAGUACACCUUCACGGUGUCGGCCUCAGAUGGCAACUGUCGAACUAUUGACAGCGAGCCGGUCAUCCAUACAACUGCCCCAUGUGUUGUUCAGGAUGUGGUCAACACUCUGAACUGUAGCACCAACACACUGACCAUCAGCUGGGUGCCCGGAUCAAUGCCAGUAAACUACAGUGCCACCGCCCUUGCUGGAAAUGGCACGACACUCGAAUGCAUCACAGAGGCUUCCAGUUGUACGUUGACUAAUUUACAGUGUGGUCAGCGAUACACUGUGGCGGUCAAAGCAGUCAGCAGCACAUGUGAAGGUCCCAGCAGUGUCCCGGAGAUUGUUGAUUCUGUUCCUUGUGUUCCUAUUAAUGUCCAAGGCGUUGUGGAGUGUCCCUCUAACACGUUGCAGGCGUCCUGGUAUGCAGCUGCCGGCGCAGUGUCCUACAUCUCCACGCUGACGGGAGCGGGAGGUUUCUCUGCUUCCUGUCCUACAGCUAACCAAAGUUGCCUCUUCCCUGGCCUGCAGUGUGCUCAUACGUACAUGCUCAGUGUGGUGGCCCUCAACAACAGGUGUAACAGCUCCGAGAGUGCCAAGAUCCCACACCAUGUGAUCCUACAAACGUGGCUGCUACCCUGA
Messenger RNA from Thunnus maccoyii (southern bluefin tuna), 2913 nucleotides. RefSeq names its product fibronectin type III domain-containing protein 7-like. NCBI's taxonomy places the organism in Eukaryota, Metazoa, Chordata, Actinopteri, Scombriformes, Scombridae. The record is from RefSeq and is a predicted model, not a curated record. The transcript is spliced from 14 exons. The coding region runs from base 1 to 2913 and encodes 970 amino acids. Gene Ontology annotation, molecular function: protein binding.